Messenger RNA from Phodopus roborovskii (desert hamster), 1673 nucleotides. It is a transcript of the gene Camkmt, whose product is annotated as calmodulin-lysine N-methyltransferase. Gene Ontology annotation, cellular component: cytoplasm. The coding region runs from base 48 to 1196 and encodes 382 amino acids. NCBI's taxonomy places the organism in Eukaryota, Metazoa, Chordata, Mammalia, Rodentia, Cricetidae. Gene Ontology annotation, molecular function: calmodulin-lysine N-methyltransferase activity. The record is from RefSeq and is a predicted model, not a curated record. The transcript has 11 exons.
CUCGCCCUCACUAAAGAUGGCUGCUAGAAAACUGGUGCAAUGACGCGAUGCCGCCGUCCUGGUUGCCAAGGAGACGCGGAUACCGGAAAUGCGGAAUUCGGGGAGGGCGCACGCCGGGGCUGUGGGCGGGAGGCCGGGCGUCACAGGUCCUGACAGGGAAAAAAGAAGUUGGAGGCAGGUCCUGGCCGGGGAGAGCUGCGGCGGAGGUGGCUCUGUGUGUCCGGUCAUCGCCGGUGAUGGAGUCGCAGGUGGCGGCCUCGGGGGCCGCGGGGGCUGCUGCAGACGCGGGCGAGCGUCCCAGGAUCGGAGGUGCCAGCCAGGGGGCGCCCAAGGGGGCCGCUCGGUGGAAGCUCCUGAGACAGGUUCUGAAGCAGAAACAGCUGGAUGACUGUCUGAAACAUGUGUCUGUGAGAAGAUUUGAAUCAUUUAAUCUAUUCUCGGUCACAGAAAUCAAACAAAAGGAAACAGAGGAAGAGACUGGUGUGUGGGUCCAGUACACAAGCAUCCUUUAUCCCGAAUACAGUAUCUCCUUAAGGUAUAAUAGUGGACCCUUGAAUGUUGGAGAAAUUCUCACAAGCUUCGACAAUACAGGAAAUAUUUGUAUCUGGCCAUCUGAGGAGGCUUUAGCUUACUACUGCCUCAAGCACAGUAAUAUAUUCAGGGACCUUGCUGUGUGUGAGCUCGGGGGUGGCAUGACAUGCUUGGCUGGGCUCAUGGUUGCUAUUUCUGCAGAUGUCAAAGAAGUUCUGUUAACUGAUGGGAAUGAAAAGGCCAUCAGAAAUGUGAACAGCAUCAUCGCAAGCAAUCAGAAGACUGGCGUGUUUAAGGCUCAGAAAGUAUCAAGCUGCGUUUUACGAUGGGAUAAUGAGACAGAUGUCUCUCAACUGGAAGGACAUUUUGACAUUGUUAUGUGCGCUGACUGCCUGUUCGUGGACCAGUACAGAGCCAGCCUUGUUGAUGCAAUAAAGAGAUUACUCCGGCCCACAGGGAAAGCAAUGGUAUUUGCACCACGGCGAGGGAAUACUUUCGACCAGUUUUGCAAUCUAGCUGAAAAAGCUGGUUUCUCUCUCCAAAGACAUGAAAAUUAUGAUGAACACAUUUCAAACUUCCACUCCAAGUUGAAAAAAGAAAACUCGGACAUGUAUGAAGAAAACCUCCAUUACCCCCUUCUGCUUACUUUAACCAAAAUGGGAUAGAAGACAGGGGUGAAAAAAUCAAAUGCACAAGGAAUUAUUUUCCCAAGAAGAGAAAUCUGCCACAGGUCCCCCAGAUUCAGGACUCCACCCACUUUCCACAUUCCACAUCUCAGGCCCGGAACUCGGAACUGGGCACCCCCCCACUCAUCCCCACCCCCCGCCCCGCCCCACCCCACACACACACAGGGCUCCCAAGCUGCCCUCACAGCUCCCUGGCCGUUUCUUACAAUCAGCUUGUUGCUCUUCUAUACCAAACCUUUGUGUGUUCUUAUGUGCCAGCAGCCAGUCCAAGAUCAGAACUGGACUUGUGAGCAACAGAAAUAUUUUCCUCUCUAAAUCACAAUUCUCUCUUUUGAUGGUCCCCCCCCCUCAUUUUUUUAAAUUGUCUUUGUUCUGUUUGGUAAUGGUAGUCUAUAUCUGUAAAUACAGAAACAUCACCCUUCUUUUCUGGUUAAAUAAAUAAAUAUAUAAACCCCA